Messenger RNA from Populus euphratica (Euphrates poplar), 2103 nucleotides. Its product is annotated as F-box/FBD/LRR-repeat protein At1g13570-like. The coding region runs from base 125 to 1408 and encodes 427 amino acids. The record is from RefSeq and is a predicted model, not a curated record. The transcript has 4 exons. Gene Ontology annotation, molecular function: protein binding. Lineage: Eukaryota; Viridiplantae; Streptophyta; Magnoliopsida; Malpighiales; Salicaceae.
UGGCACGACCACUCACCGGAACCAAAACAACAACACAAGGAAAGACAGCAAUUCUUCCCUCGAACUCGAAGUCUCAACUACCACUUCAGCACUCUUAUUGUUCUGAUUUAGCUGAUAGGUGCAAAUGGGAGAUGUUGAGGAUCCGGAUCUGAUAAGUGAUCUGCCUCAGAGCAUUCUGGAAAGCAUCCUCACUCGAUUACCAAUAAGAGAUGCUGUGAGAACAAGCAUCUUGUCAAGUAAAUGGAGGUAUCGAUGGACUACACUUACUCACCUGGUUUUCGAUGACAAAUGUGUGAGGAUGUGCAGUGAUAGACCAGUGGUUGAAAACUGCAUGGUCAACUUCAUCACUCGGGCACUCUUUCUUCACCAAGGACCUAUUCACAAGUUCCAGCUCUCUACUUCAUAUUUGCAAUGCUGCCCGGAUAUUGAUCAGUGGAUACUUUUCCUCUCAAGGAGUGAUAUUAAGGAGUUGGUGCUUGAACUCGGAGAAGGCGAGUGGUUUAGGGUGCCAUCUUGUCUUUUCAAUUGUAAAAAGUUGACCUGUUUGGAGCUUUUCCGAUGUGAAUUUGAUCCACCUCCUACCUUUAAAGGAUUCUUGUGUUUGAGGAGCCUUAGUCUUCAUCAAGUUUUGGUUGCUCCUGAGGCAAUUGAAAGUCUGAUUUCCGGUUGCCCACUUCUGGAAAGUCUUGCAUUGUCUUAUUUUGAUAGCUUAGCUCUUAAUAUCCACGCUCCAAAUCUCAAGUACCUGUGCUUGGAAGGUGAAUUUACUGAUAUUUGUCUUGAACAUACCCCACUUUUAGUUGCCAUGUCUGUUGCUAUGUAUAUGAAUGACGAAAUGGCAGAAUGCCUUGAGCAAAGUUCAAAGUGCAAUUUUAUCAAAUUUCUUGGGGGUGUACCUCUUCUUGAGAGGCUUGCUGGGCACAUCUACUUCACAAAGUAUUUGAGCAUAGGUGAUUAUCCAGGAAGUCUUGCAAUUACAUACAGCCACCUAAAAAUAAUUGAAUUGUAUCAAGUUAGUUUUGAAGAUAUGAAAGAGAUACGUGUUGUUCUUCGCUUGAUCAUGAACUCUCCUAAUUUCAAGGAACUUCGGAUCUCGGGCUCAUCAACCGCUGUGACUUCUGUAGAAGCACCGAAUUUGGAAUUUUGGGCGAAAGAGUGCCCUAAAGAUUGCACAUUUAAACAACUUAAAGUUGUAAAGAUGACAGAUAUGUCUGGUGUGCCACAUGAAAUGGAAUUUAUGAAAUUUUUGCUUGCGAAUUCCCCAGUGCUUGAGACAAUGUCUAUCACACCUUGUGUAUAUGUCAUGGAUGGCAGAUUGAAUAUGCUGAUUCAGUUGGUCAGGUUUCGAAGGGCUUCUGCUGAAGCUGAAAUUAUAUUUUUACCCGAUGAAACGCUGUGUAUUCCAUGAAAAGCUGCUUUUCUUGUGGAUAUUUGUGAAAUAAUAACAUCAUUCAAGUAUACAAGAAUACGGUGUGCACGAAAUCUUGUUGGGUCUUUUAUCUUGCCCCUUCAUGGGUGCUGCAUAAUAAACUUUGAUUUCUCGAGCUCAAAGAAAGUGAAGAACGAUAGAGAUUCAUGUCCUUAUCUUUUCUUUUCAUAAAGUACUUUAUAAAAACUGACGUCUGUUUUUUAGGAUUUCUUGUAAAUGUUUCAGGACUAUGCUUUGCAUGGUAAUGGUAUUGGUACCCUCCUCGCUUGUUAUUUACCAUUCAGAGACUUUGUUUAUUCCCUGAUCCUCUACGUCACUUGAGUUCUUAUAAUUCAAUUGGCUAUGUCCAUCAGUGGAAGUAUUCAUCUUUGAAUUUUGAUGCCAUGACAUUUCCUGUAGCUGAAGCGGGGGGCUGGCCCAGCAACCGCUUGAUGAAAGAUCACCCUGCGAGACAAACUGUCCUUCUAGCCACCCCUCGGACCAUGAAUUUCGUCCCCAUAAACUAUUAACUUUCAGAAGCAAUCAUAAUUGUCAUGUACUGACCAAGACAAAUCUCUCUUCUGAGCUGGAAGGGUAAUAUUUUAGUUCAGGAGUAACAAACUUUAUUCGAAGGUUAUCAUUAAAGUGAACCCCAGCAAAACACAGCCAAAAAAUUCUUCACUCGACCAGCUAGA